CCGCCCCUUGAGCGUGGUGUCAGAGCGAAAUAGAAGCUCCGGUUGGUCGGGUCGACGGACAACAUCUGCUCGACUCCUUCAUUCAAGUGACACCAGAGCUGCCAGGGAUAUUUGAGGCACCAUCCUUUCCCUUUCCCGGCCACUUCUAGCACUUGUACCCGCUCUGAUCGUACGCGUUGAGUGCUUCUGUAAAGAUCCGGGGAGCUCUCGACCGCUUAGCCCUCUUUGCAAAGAGGCGAGAAGUGAGAGGGGGCGAGGCCUUCAAGCGGUGUGGGUUGGAAAACCAGGACCAUGUGUGCGGAGUGGUUAGGAAGAUUAGUUACCUUGGCGUUGGUCUUUGCAAGCUUUGAGCCAGCCGUGGGCACAGAAGCCACCAAUCCACCGGACGGUGCCCAAGACAGAGCCCCUCACCAAAAAGGGCGACUGUCUUUGCAAGAUACAGCUGAAAUCCAGCACUGCCUGGUCAAUGCUGGUGAUGUGGGAUGCAGUGUGUUUGAGUGCUUUGAAAACAACUCCUGUGAGAUCCGAGGUUUACAUGAGAUCUGUAUGACAUUCCUUCACAAUGCUGGAAAAUUUGACGCCCAGGGGAAGUCUUUCAUUAAAGAUGCUCUGAGAUGCAAGGCUCAUGCCUUACGGCACAGAUUCAGCUGCAUCAGUCGCAAGUGCCCCGCCAUCAAGGACAUGGUCUUCCAGUUACAGCGAGACUGCUAUGAGAAGCACAAUCUUUGCUCUGCAGCUAAAGAGAACGUCCAUGUCAUUGUGGAGAUGAUUCACUUCAAAGACUUGCUGCAACAUGAACCAUAUGUCGACUUAGUGAACAUCCUGCUUACUUGCGGAGAAGAGGUCAGAGAAGCCAUCACACAGAGUAUCCAAGCACAGUGUGAACAGAAUUGGGGUAGCUUGUGUUCUGUCUUGAGUUUCUGCACUUCAGUCCCACAUGGAGAUUCUACCCUGGAACCUGAGAGAAAACCAAAUGAAAUCUUCAGAUUGCCUGCCAGCCAAGGGGACAUCAUAAUCCACCCUGAAUCUGACCCCAGAGAGAACUCCCGAAGCACCAGAGGGGAAAGAGGUGGCAGGAUCCCAAUGAAUGCUCACACUCGCUCUAAAGCUGGGAGUCACAAUCCCAAAAUGGCCCAUGGGAUCAUUGAACAGGCUGAAGAACUGUCUGAGUUCUCUGACAUCCGAAGGUGAAAGGAGGAAUACAGCCCUUCCUUCCUCCUCCACCAGAAACUUCCUCCAUUGAGUCCAUUUUCUUAUCUAGGGGCAUUCCAAAAAUAUUUACAAUAUAGAGGGGUGGUGUCAGGCACAGGGCAUUGUGGGAAGUAUGACUGUGUCAGUGUAGGUAUUCUAAGCAACAGAGGAACAGCAGUGGCUAUUAGUUAUUGAUUGUAUCCAGCAAAUUCAGUCUGUAGGUGCAACAGAUUGUCUUCAUUUAAAUUAUUUUAUCCCUUCAAAAGAGGACAUGAGGUUGGACGCAGGGAGUCAUGGUGGUUUAUUUCUUUGUUUAUCAGGGAUAGAGGAUGGACUUGUCUGAAUUUUCAUUUGUCCACUAUUAGCUUGAUGUCUAUGGUAGGUUCAGCAUUUAGUCUCUAGGCAGAAAAUAAUCAGUUUGCUGUCUGUCGGAGGCCACAAGGGGGCUACUAAAAUGGAGUUCUAUAUUGAGGAGCUUUCUGCUUCAAACUAAAACAGUUUCUUUGAGCCAUUUGCUCUUGCCUGGGUGAUACCACCUGCCUUAAGUGUCACUUUAAUUGGUUUGUGUGGAUCACUGCUCAUCUUUUCUCCCUAUUGUUACAGUCUCCUCUGGAAAUCAGGUGAUUAUAUAAACAAAUUAUAGCCAAGGUGAUUGGAUCUUUUCAGCUGCCCUAA
This is a messenger RNA of Heteronotia binoei (common prickly gecko), 1866 nucleotides long. RefSeq names its product stanniocalcin 2 (gene STC2). The coding region runs from base 292 to 1191 and encodes 299 amino acids. Gene Ontology annotation, biological process: intracellular calcium ion homeostasis. Lineage: Eukaryota; Metazoa; Chordata; Lepidosauria; Squamata; Gekkonidae. Gene Ontology annotation, molecular function: hormone activity. The transcript is spliced from 4 exons. The record is from RefSeq and is a predicted model, not a curated record. Gene Ontology annotation, cellular component: extracellular region.